This is a messenger RNA of Apus apus (common swift), 3551 nucleotides long. It is a transcript of the gene LOXL4, whose product is annotated as lysyl oxidase like 4. Bases 415 to 2694 code for a protein of 759 amino acids. Gene Ontology annotation, cellular component: membrane. The transcript has 14 exons. Gene Ontology annotation, biological process: peptidyl-lysine oxidation. Gene Ontology annotation, molecular function: DNA ligase activity; copper ion binding; protein-lysine 6-oxidase activity. The record is from RefSeq and is a predicted model, not a curated record. NCBI's taxonomy places the organism in Eukaryota, Metazoa, Chordata, Aves, Apodiformes, Apodidae.
GCUCUGUGGAGUGCCCACCCAUAGUCUGAAGCAUGGGGCAGGCAGGGAGCAAUAGGGGCAGGGUAAUUUCAUGGGGGUUCCUGUGGCUGUUGGCAGGAGGGCUUGCGGCAGUGGGUGCCUGGGGGGAGCUGUGCGAGGGCUGGGUGCCCCCCCAGCAAGGGGCAAGGUGAUGUGGGGCAGGAGCUGAUCUUUGGGGUGGGGGAAGCUGAGAGCUGUGCAUGGCAGGGACCAGCUUCUGCAUCUGCCACAGCACAGGAAAGGGGAUGUCACCACUGUGCUCAGGGGGCCUGACAUCCCUCCAUCAUCACCAAGCUCCUGAGGCACAGGGGGGCUGCAGCAGUAUCCCUCACCCCACUGUGGCCCUCAAGGGCUCAGUGUUGGGCUGUCCCCAGGCAUCCCACCCCCAGAACCACCAUGGUGAUGCCAGCUGGUGCGAGCUCCAUCCUGGUGCCACUGGUGCUGCUGCUGUGCUGGGUGGUCCCCAGUGAACAGGAGCCAGCCUCAGUGCAGCUGCGACUGGUGGGGCCACGGGGCCCAGCUGGGGAGGGCCGGCUGGAAGUGCUGUACCAGGGGCGCUGGGGCACUGUCUGUGAUGAUGGCUUCGACUUCCACGUGGCCACCGUUGCCUGCCGGCAGCUGGGCUACACCGCAGCUGUCACCUGGACCCACAGUGCAACCUACGGCCAAGGGGAAGGCCCCAUCUGGCUGGAUAAUGUGCGGUGUGGGGGCAGCGAGAGCUCCCUGGCAGAGUGCGUCCACAAUGGGUGGGGCACCAGCGAUUGUCACCAUGGUGAAGAUGCUGGUGUGGUGUGCUCAGGACAGCGCCUACCCAGUGCGUCCCCCCAGGCCACCACGUCUGGUCACCUGGGAGAGCAGGUGCUGGGGCUGAGCCUGGAGGAGGUGAGGCUCAAGCCCAUCCUGGCACGGGCCAAGCUGAGCAUACCAGUGAUGGAGGGUGCUGUGGAGGUGAAGCACAAUGGGCACUGGAGGCAGGUGUGUGAUGCCGGCUGGACCAGGAACAACAGCCGUGUGGUCUGUGGGAUGCUGGGCUUUCCCCGGGAGAAGAACAUCAACACCAGCUUCUACCGGAAACUCUGGAACAUGAAGCUGAAGGACCCAAACUCCAGCCUGAAGACCCUCAGCCAGAAGAACAGCUUCUGGAUCCACAGGGUGCAGUGCCGGGGCACAGAGCCCCACUUGUCCCGCUGCCCCACACAGGUGGCCCCAGCAGCCCCCCGCCAGCAUGCCUGCCCCCGUGGCAUGCACACCAUUGUCAGCUGCCUCCCCAGCCCUGCCUUCCAGAAGGGCACAGGCAAAGGCAAGAGCAAGAUCUCCUCAGGAAAGGUCCUACCAGUACGGCUGCGAGCUGGCACCCACGCCGGUGAGGGCCGGGUGGAGGUGCUGCGCCAUGGGCAGUGGGGCACUGUGUGUGACAAGCAGUGGGACCUGGCUGCAGCCAGCGUAGUGUGCCGGCAGCUGGGCUAUGGGACAGCAAAGCAGGCCCUGGUGGGAGCCCAGAUGGGCCAAGGCUUGGGGCCCAUCCACAUGAGUGAGGUGCGGUGCACCGGCCAGGAGCACUCCUUGGGCGAGUGCCGUUUCCGGGAUGCCGAGCAAAGUGGGUGCCAACAUGAGGCUGAUGCUGCUGUUCGCUGCCACAUGCCCCACAUGGACUUUCAGAGCCAGGUGCGGCUGGCUGGGGGCCGCAGCCCCGAGGAGGGGGUGGUGGAGGUGCUGGUGCCGGUGCAGGGGCAGCUGCAGUGGGGCGCAGUGUGCGGUGCGCAGUGGGGGCUGACCGAGGCCAUGGUCGUCUGCCGGCAGCUGGGACUGGGCUUUGCCAGCCAUGCCCUCCAGGAGACAUGGUACUGGGCAGGCAGCCCUGAUGCCACUCAGGUGGUGAUGAGCGGGGUGCGCUGUGCUGGUACUGAGCUGGCCCUCCAGCAGUGCCAGCGCCACGGCCCCAUCCACUGCCCCAGCGGCGGGGGACGCUUCUCAGCAGGGGUCACCUGCACUGCCCAUGCCCCGGACCUGGUGAUGAAUGCCCAGCUUGUGCAGGAGACAGCCUACCUGGAGGACCGGCCACUGGGGCUGCUGUACUGUGCCCACGAGGAGCGCUGCCUCUCGCACUCUGCUGACCACAUGGACUGGCCCUACGGCCACCGCCGCCUGCUCCGCUUCUCCUCCCAAAUCCACAACCUGGGCAGAGCUGAUUUCCGACCCAGGAUGGGGCGUCAUGCCUGGACCUGGCACCAGUGCCACCGGCACUUUCACAGCAUCGAGGUCUUCACCCACUAUGACCUGCUGACACUCAAUGGCUCCAAGGUGGCUGAAGGGCACAAAGCCAGCUUUUGCCUGGAGGACACCAACUGCCCAGACGGGCUGCAGCGACGCUUUGCCUGUGCCAACUUUGGGGAGCAAGGGGUGAGUGUGGGGUGCUGGGACACCUAUCGCCAUGAUAUCGACUGCCAGUGGAUUGACAUCACCGACGUGCCACCAGGCAGCUACACAUUCCAGGUGGUCGUGAACCCCAAGCAUGAGGUGGCUGAGUCGGAUUUUUCCAACAAUGUGAUGCGGUGCCAGUGCAAGUAUGACGGGCAGCGCGUCUGGAUGCACGGCUGCCACACAAGUGAUGCUUAUGGCGCCGACGUGGUGAGUGAUCUGGAGCGACGGGAGCGCCUGGCCAACAACCUCGUAUGACCCCACCAUGGGCACACUCCCGGCAGCACCGCGGGGCAGCCCGGCUCCUGCACCCUGGCAGCACCGGAUUGAGCUCAGGGACUUUGUAUUUAUUGAUGCUGCUGCAGAGGAUGGAGACAAGUACCAGGGUUGGUGGGGAGUGCCUAGGGGUCCCCAGCCCUGUGCUGCUGGUGGGAGCUGCGAGAGGAACCCAGGUGCCACAGCAGCCCUGACCUCAGUGGCUCUAGUGCCCCCCCAGGAUGACUACCUCAGCCUGCCCACCUGGCCCCCUGGUCCCAGCAGAUUCAGGACAGGCCUUGGCUAUUGCCAUGCAUGCACCAGUCCUGUCCUCAAUAAAAAGUGCUGUGCAAUGGGAGAGGGGAUAACUCCUUAUCAACCCCACCAUUCCCAGCUCCAUCCCCUGCUCUUUUCCCCACCAGGAUCAUUGAAGCCAGUCCUCAGCCAGGAACAGCCCUGGUGUAGGCAAUGUUCCUUCAGCCAGAUAGUGUCCUCCCUCUGCCACCCAGGCCACCAACCCCACAACUGCCUGCAUGUGGCCCAUGCUGAGUGGCCCCAGCUUGCCACCAGCAGUCCCUGCUCGCCAGAGUACCCUGGCCCUGAACUGGCUGACCCUGUGCAUGCAGAGGGACUUGGCCAGCUCUGUGGCAGCACGGGCUGGCAGCUAGCCCACCAGCUGCCGCAGAUGCAGCCACCAUUACUUUCCCAGGCUGCCCUGGCAGCUUCCCAGCCCCAGGAGCCGGGAUGGGGGCUGGUCUGCCCCUCAAAGCCCUUCCUUCUGGGCACCGGGUGGGACACAGGGGACACCCUUGCUCUGUUUCCUUCCUCUAGUGGUUUCUAGCAUUUUUUUAAAAAAGGAA